GCCCCAUCAUCAUCGUCAUCAUUCCCAACUGCAACAAAAUCAACAACAGCAACAACGGUUACAGACACAAGACACAGGAAUGAGCUUCUUGAGGAUACCCCCGCUGGUGCACUUGCCCAGCGUCACUGCCGCCAAGGCUCAGAAGGAGACAAGCGCACAGGCAGCCGUCGCUGCGCAACAACAGCAGCAGACGGCACUGGUGGAGCUGGAGGACAAGAAUGGCCCACUCAACUUUGUUGGACGGGCCAUCCUCUCAACGGCACAACCACAGGAUCAGGUGCCCUUGAAUGUGGUGCCAAGUGAUGAGCCGUCCUCGGACAACACCCUGUGGUAUCCAAGCGACGACGACGAUUUCACCUUCUCUCCAGUGUGACCCACGCUUCAGGCUCUUGUCACUUGUUAACCGAUGAUCGUCCUUUCCUCCGCUUGCUCUGCGAAAGCCCCCCCCCCCACCUCCCUUAAACACCACACCACCCACCACCCCCUCUGCUUAUCUCGUCUAGCCAUACAUACACAUUGCAAAGGUUUUACUUUCUCUGCUAGCCCCCUCCCCCUCUCCGAUGCACCACCAAAGUCAAUAUGAGAAUGCAAGCAAGAGUACAAAACAGCACAGCCA
This is a messenger RNA of Salpingoeca rosetta, 616 nucleotides long. RefSeq lists its product as uncharacterized. The transcript has 3 exons. NCBI's taxonomy places the organism in Eukaryota, Choanoflagellata, Craspedida, Salpingoecidae. Bases 80 to 373 code for a protein of 97 amino acids. The record is from RefSeq and is a predicted model, not a curated record.